AUGGCGACCCGGCUAGCCCGGUUCUCUGGGUACAACGCCAGCUCCAGCUCCAGCGUGGCCGGGUCGAUGUGGCCGCGGACUCUGUCUGGCUUCAAUGCGUUCUUGAGCGGAGGCUACUCUCCGGAGCCUGCUUCGCUGAAGUCUGCGCGAUGCCACAUUGACUGUGACGUGCUCGUUCCGAGUGUCAGUCUGGGUUUAGGUUCGACACACUCACACGCUCCGUCGCGUUCGCACUCCCCGGCACACUCAUACCUCCCGGCUCCCCACUCACCGCCACCGACGGGCCUCGUUCCUCUUGACCCGCCUCCGGCCCUUUCUGCUGGCGCCGUGAUUGACUUGCGUCAAGCCGCGCUGUACCUCAAAGCGCACUCCUUCGCUCGUGACCCGCGACUCCGCAAACUGCUUCGACAGCACGGAGCAACGCAUGCCAUGCACACAGCCAGCGAGAAGGACCACGUUGUGCUCCAACUGCCUACGAACCCGCCACGGCUCGUUGUUGUCUCCGACCCGGAGUUGCUGAAGCUGCUGCGCAAGGGGGCCGAGCACCGCGACCACGGUCAUGACCGCAGCCAUGACCUCCAUGCCCUUGGCCACCACGGCCGCUGCUCUGACCGUGCCAUCCCGCUCGCUCCCCCGCUCGAGAUCCGGCAGCCCGUGCGGUGGACCGUGUAA
Trichosporon asahii var. asahii CBS 2479 is the source of this 672-nucleotide messenger RNA. RefSeq lists its product as uncharacterized. The coding region runs from base 1 to 672 and encodes 223 amino acids. The record is from RefSeq and is a predicted model, not a curated record. The transcript has 2 exons. Lineage: Eukaryota; Fungi; Basidiomycota; Tremellomycetes; Trichosporonales; Trichosporonaceae.